Molecule: messenger RNA, 981 nt
Organism: Triticum turgidum subsp. durum (durum wheat)
Lineage: Eukaryota; Viridiplantae; Streptophyta; Magnoliopsida; Poales; Poaceae
Source: the annotation of a GenBank genome assembly
AUGGCGUCCACGACGGCCGACGACGCGGGGGCGGGGCGGCGCAAGGCGGGCACGCCGCCGGCCCUGCCGCCGCCCCCGGCGGAGCAGGCCGUGAGGUGCCCGCGCUGCGACUCGCCCAACACCAAGUUCUGCUACUACAACAACUACAGCCUGUCGCAGCCGCGCCACUUCUGCAAGACCUGCCGCCGGUACUGGACCAAGGGCGGCGCGCUCCGCAGCGUCCCCGUCGGCGGCGGCUGCCGCAAGAACAAGCGCUCCCGCUCCGCCUCCUCCGCCUCCCGCGGCCUCUCCCUCACCACCCCGGCCGGGGGCGCCGCCGACCAGGACCAGCACGCCGCGAGGAUGGGCGUGGGCGGGUUUCCUGGUGGCGGCGGCGACUUCCGCGGCGUGGUCGGCAUGCUGCCGGUGCUCCACUCCCCGGCCGUCGUCGGCCAGUACGUGCCGUUCGGGGACUGGUCCUCGGGGGAAACCAACGGCGGUGGCGCCGCACGCCACGCAACCAACGGAUCAGGAGGAGCCGGGAACGGAGCGGCGAGCAGCGCCAUCGCGUCGUCCAUCGAGUCGCUCAGCUUCAUCAACCAGGACCUCCACUGGAAGCUGCAGCAGCAGCGGGUCGCCACCAUGUUCCUCGGCCCGCCUAGCGCCUCCUCCUCCUCCCACCCCCACGCCGUCGGUGGUGGCAGCAAUGGCAUGCCAGCCGCCGCGCAGUUCGGGGGAGGCGGCACCUUCCUGCAGAUGGCGGGGCUAUCCGGCUGCAUGGAGACGCUGCCGGCGGCCACGACGUGGUUCAUGGAUAACUCCUACGCGCUGCCUUCCCCGCCCCGACCCGCUGCCGGCGUGGGCGCCGCCAGUAGCAACAUCAACAGCAGCCGGAGUAGCGGCGGCGGCGGGGACGAUAACGCCACGUCGAACGACAACAACAACUGCGGCGGCUCGAUCCCGUCCUGGGGCGACAUUUCGACGUUCGCAAUGCUGCCGUAG